Messenger RNA from Trypanosoma rangeli, 2274 nucleotides. RefSeq lists its product as uncharacterized. The coding region runs from base 1 to 2274 and encodes 757 amino acids. The transcript has a single exon. NCBI's taxonomy places the organism in Eukaryota, Euglenozoa, Kinetoplastea, Trypanosomatida, Trypanosomatidae. The record is from RefSeq and is a predicted model, not a curated record. Gene Ontology annotation, molecular function: protein binding.
AUGUCGCGUGAGCAUCAAAAUUCCAUAGAGGCAGCGACGAAUGAAGUUUUGCGCAGCAUUGCUCUUUCACCCGAGCGCCAUGUUGAGUCGCACCUGAACGGGACCGAGGAGGGCAUUGCGAAUGAAUUAGGUAUUGGCUAUCGCAUCGUGGAGGUGGAGGGGCAGACUGCCACGGACAGGGGUGAGCUACGGGAGGUGCUGCCUUCUGUGGAUUUGGCCCGGAAAGUCUCGACAAAGUACGAGAGGGUCAACGAAUCAGCGCAGCAGGUGAAAAUCGAAGAUAGUAUAUUCCCUGAUAGUAGUGAUAUCAGCGGCCUCCCCCGACAACCCUUAGGCGAGGCGGUGCUGACUGAACUGGCCAACGAGGAUGCUUCUCUAGUGAUGCUUCAACAGACUCAAUUCCUAACAUCCCCAUCAAAGUCACCAAAGAUGACAUCUUUUUUGGACUCUAAUCACACUGGGACUUGUUCAGCAGCCAAGAAUGAGGCGGAAGUGGAUACCACCUCGAUUAUUUCCUUUAGCGGUUCCACGCCGGAUAACAUGGAAAUUGUUCCAAACAACAGCAUGAACACAACUGAAUACAGCAGUAAAAGUGACGCUCCUGAUCUACCGGAGUUUGAAACAAUAACUACACCCCUACUCAGAGAUGACUACUUCUACGCAUACUCAAAACAACCUUCAGAAGGAACGGUACGGCGGCGCAUCAUGCGAGCUGUGGAAGUAGUGCCUAUUGGUGGAUGUGUUAUUUGCGUCUGCCAUGACGUAAACCCGAUCGCUGAGAUUGAACUAGUAGCCAUUGCGCUGAAUAUGCCCAUCGUUACAAUCGAUCUUGGAGUAAAGUUGCGUCUAAGACCUAGGCCAGAAGCGUUUGCCAAGCAAUUCAAGACUGCCAUGUAUGAGGGGGCGUGGUUUGUUCUUGUAAAUGCGCACAAGUCCAUUGCUACUUGCCGCGUUCUUGAGGAGCUCCUGAAGGAGGUUGAAAGCCGUAACUUUGAGGGAAUUAGUCCCAAUGCCCGCGUUAUUAUCUGCAUGGAGCCACAUCCACACUUUCCGAAAUUUCUAUUUAAGCGAGCAGAGGCCACAAGGAUUCAAAGUUGCCUGUCAGAGUCAGGGUCAGAACUUUCGAUGGCAGCGUCCAUAUCACGUAAUCGCCUUGUAACUGCAGGGUCGUGGUGUACACGAAAAAGUCCUGACCUAAGUGUCUUAACUACGUCAGGACGACUCCUGGGGAUUCCUGCGAAAAGGCGCAGUGUACGCAUAAACUCCUCUGUGGAUGUGGUGGAUAUUGCUCCACGUGAGGUGGUGGUUGCGACUCGAGAGCGCCCACUUCAUAAUAAUGGUACUGUUGCCCUUUGUUCCGCCUCUACUGGUGUUCCAGGGGAUAAGUUCCUUUGUGUGGUCUCCGCUGGUGUUGAAGGACGCUUUGCCGUGGGUUCUUCCAUGGGCAAUAUAUAUUUUUUGGAUGAGCUUGGUAAUUCCCUUAUCCAGGCCCACACACAUGAGAGCGCCAUCUGGGACAUAAGCUUUAAGGGGAAGUAUGAAUUUGCUACGGGCUGUGAGGACGGUAAUGCCGUUGAAUGGACCUUUGAGACAGGGGACGCCGACGGGGCGGCACUUUCACCGAGUUCAUCAGUAUCUCUGGGUACCGAUGUAUAUUGUCUAACCUACUUGCAUGGCGACUCGGCUUCACCGCUACUCGUUGGCGGACUCAGCCACAGCUUGAUUCUUUGCUCUAAAAAGAAAGAGGUACAACGUCUGAAUAUCUCAUCCAACGCACAAGUAAUGGACUGCAUUCCUGAAGAGCCUACUGUAUUAGUGGGAGGCAGCGAUGGAUCUCUAACAGCUGUGGACGCCUUCUCUGGAUCUAUUGUGACUUCCUUUAAGGAACACUCAUGUAAACUACCGGCAGUAACAGUUCGAGACGCCAACCAGUUUUUCACCGGAUCCUUUGAUGGCACCAUUCUUUCCUGGGACUACCGCGCUCCUCCUCGCCCUACAGGAAAGCCCGCUAUGGGCGACUUGCCAACGGCAAGCUUGAGACACACGCUGAAACUGAAGAAUUAUGUGACUGGGCUUCACGUUGAUGAUCUGCAUUUGGCAGCAAGCGUUGGCGAAAGUUUGUACCUUUGGGAUGUGCGCAAUCUAAGGGAGGUUUUUGGGGGCUAUCCACAGGCCUGGGAGGGACUUUCGCGAGGUGUGAGAGUUACAAGCGCUUCUCGGUGUGUUGUAACCGCAUCACAGGACGGCUACGUCCGCUUCUGGAGCUUUGUAUAG